This is a messenger RNA of Stylophora pistillata, 2428 nucleotides long. Its product is annotated as retinol dehydrogenase 8. NCBI's taxonomy places the organism in Eukaryota, Metazoa, Cnidaria, Anthozoa, Scleractinia, Pocilloporidae. The record is from RefSeq and is a predicted model, not a curated record. Gene Ontology annotation, molecular function: oxidoreductase activity.
AAUUACCAUUAUAAAUCAGCAAAUUAUAAAGAUCCAAAGAUAUAACCUUUUCGGUUCAUGCCGUGACACUAAAAAAGACGACAAAACAUGACAAAAUAUUUCAAAGUAGCAUCCACCGACCCAUAAUUUAAAUCAACUUUUCCUUGCUGAAAUAUCUCAAAAGAUGGAACUUACUCACUCACUCGUGCCCUUUACGCCUAAGUGUCACGUGGGACAACAAUCUGCUUCCUCUACAGCUGCCGGUCCUUUGCCAUGACAGUUGACGCCUCACAAGGUCUUCCUCCUCUCCUUAAUUUCUUUCUCUACUGCCCACCGAAUCCUCUUCCUUCAAGCACUAACAUUCUGAACCACACAGGAGAGUUAUCAUGACGCCCGCUGUGACAGAGUUUCAGUUUAGUGCGAGUACUGUAAGUGGAGAAGCGCCAUACCUUAUUCAUCGUGCUGGCGAGUUUCUGGCCUUGUUGAGACAGCUCUGGAUGUCUAGUUGCGAUUGACAAGUAACAAAUACGAUCUGGAUUGCUUCACAAACGAUGGGAGCUGCAAAGAGUCGAAUGGUAUUUAAAAGAAAGCAGCCAUUGAUCAGGAAGAGUGUCCAAAUUGAAGAAGAGGCUGCUGCUCCAAAAAUUGUACUCUUUACAGGGCACUCGCACAGAAUGAAUCUAGCGAUUGCUCUGCCGUUGGCUGAAGAUCCGCUUUCCAGUUUCAAAGUUUUGGUCACAAUACCAUCUCUUACAAGUAGUGAAUAUUUAGAAGAUCCUCGGGUUUUAAAUGUCCUGAAUAAGACACUGUUUGUCCUCCAAAUGAAUUUGGAAUCGAAUGAAUCGAUCAAAGGAGUCCUUGGAGAGAUCAUGGAUACUGAUGGAUUUAUUGAUGCUGUCGUAAUAACAUCAAACGUCCUUCUCAGCGGUCAGUUAGAGACACAUACUACUGACCAAGCCAAGACAAUAUUUGACGUGAAUACAAUUUUUGUGGUCAGCAUUGUAAAGGCCGUUCUUCCAAUGAUGAAGAAGCAGCGAGAUGGUCGACUCAUUAUUGUGAGUAAUCAAGCGGGAGUGCUUGGUAUCCCUUUCCAUGGUAUCUACUGUGCUUCGAAAUUUGCCCUUGAAGGGUUCAUGGAAAGGAUUGCUCCAGAAUGUCUUGCAUUCAAUAUCCGUUGCUCCAUUGUUGAAACAAGUAUGAUUAAAGGUGAAGAGAAGACGGCCCAAACGAUACAAGUUUCUAUCCGGUCUAAAAUGGAAAAUGCUGAUGACCACACCAAAAAGUAUCAAGAUUCAUGUUCAGCGAAAAUGAGGAGACAAAGGUCUGUGAAAAACUUUGAUUUACACAGAGUAACAGAACUUAUACGGGAAAUCAUACUCGAAGAGAGACCUCAUUUCCGGUACCAACUAAACAAGUCGUCAAAAGAUGCAGCUAGGGAAAAGUGGAAUGACCUACACGGAGACACCUACAUUUUCGACUCUGCUGAACAAUUUUUGUGUGUUGAAACGGAACGCCUACAGGAUGCGUUGGAUAAUUUAAACAGUGUUGAGAGCAAGGUAUAAUUAUUGGAACGAAACCACUUGUUCCAAGAAGAAAAGAGAGGGACUCCUUCUUUCAAGUACUAGUUAUUUUUCACAAGCGUGGUUUUUUUCUUCGUUUUUUCGCUUCCAAGUCGUUUUUUCUUCGAUCCUUGUGAAUCGUUUUACUCGACUAUACGCCGUUCUAGAAUAAAUGCCGCAUCCUAUAAAAAGAAGAAAGUGUUGAUGAGAGGGUUGUAAGAGGAAAAAAUUGAAAAAUAGACAACUACGGCACAACUGGUUAUCUCCGCCAUUCUUGAUGCAAUAUUCAACAACGAGGGUGAGAGCAUAGGGGUAUCCAGACACCGCGAAAAAGAUGAUAGUACGAGACCGUACGCCAAGGGCAUCACUGUUUCGAGGUGUCUGGAUACAGCGAUGAAACACUACUUUUUUUUAUAUGUUUUCUAAAACUAUUUAUUCUGCUAUUAGUAAUUAGGAUAUUUUCUUUGAGGGCCCGAAUUUCCCUUGAGAUUAUGUGAGCCAUGCAAACUAAAAAUUUGUCAAUUUAAUUCUUUUUUGGUUGUGCUCAGUCAUAUUUGCUGGUAAAUGUAGCAGACCCCAAAAACUGGAGAAAAUUCAAAGGUUUUAGAAGAGAGUACUCCCAAAUCCACAAUACGUUACAAAACAAAAUGACUGACUUAAAUAUUUUAAGAAUGGCAGAUAAAAAGAAAUCUUUAAUCUUCAGUACUUGAUCCAGGUGGUGCUUUUAAAGAUUAUCCUGAAUUUCCCUUAGGUACAGAUUUGACAAAUAUGGAUGCUAACAAAUGUUUAACUCCGUUCCGGCCGAGUAAAAUUUGUCCAGGGGUUGUUCGCUAAUGAGUGAAAAUAAACUUGUAUUAAGGCUAAUAAAAGUACUAAUAAAAGUUAUUUUA